Messenger RNA from Python bivittatus (Burmese python), 1524 nucleotides. The record is from RefSeq and is a predicted model, not a curated record. Lineage: Eukaryota; Metazoa; Chordata; Lepidosauria; Squamata; Pythonidae.
ACACUGCUAUGAGGAUACCUGUUAGCAAUGACUGAUGUGGAAUCUACAUAUGCAGAUUUCAUUGCUUCAGGAAGAACUGGGAGAAGAAAUGCUCUUCAUGAUAUACUUGUGUCUUCAACAAGUGGGAAUUCUAGUGAACUAUCCCUGAAGUUAUCGGAACUUGAUAUAAAUAAAACUGAAGGAGAAGAAGAUGCACAGAGAAAUCCCACUGAACAAACCGGGGAAGCCCAGGAGGAAGCAGCAAAAAAAGAAAGCUGAUGUUUUAAUUUGACUGACAGUGACAACUGUAGGAUAUUUUCCAACUGCAAAAGCCUGUCAGAAAAAAAAAAUUGCAUCUUGUGAGCAAGCCAGUUGAACAAAAGAUAAAAUUAAAAUGGAUGGAUCUCAUUACCAAAACCUGCACAAUCCAGUACAAAAAGGGGGAAUGCAGGUGGUAGCAGUAGACAGAACUUUUUCUACCUUUGUUAGCAAUGGUUGAGACUUUGUUGCAGUUCAGGAGACUGUUGACAGAUGGAUCUCAUUACAAAUGCCCACAGUGAAAUGUCCAUACAAAGUAAAAUGAUCUAGAUCUUGUAGCAAAUGGCAUUCAGCUCAUCAGAGGCUUGAAUUGGGUUGUAUCACAAUGGCUUCAGUGAUCUUCAGAAGUUCUCUGACUAGAGUAUUCACCUAUUUUAAAAGAAAUCACUUGUAAAGGAAGCACUGUUUGUUUUUAAAGAACUCUGCUUCUGUUUUCAGCCACAUUACUUACAAUGUUUUAUAUUGUACAAUUUAGAUGCUCCACACUGCCCUUUCUCAAAAUGCUUAUGAAAGCAACUGUGACUAUGAAUUUUUCUACAACUUGUUUUGAAAGGGCUAGGGUUUUGUUUUUCUUUUCUGCAUAGUGUGUUGUGUACACAUGAUCAUCAAAUCAAUUGCUAAACUGAUGAAAUUGCUAAUUUAAUUACUAAUCAGCAUUCUUUCAUUUACAAGAUAAACCUUUAACAUAAGUAAUGUACAGUCAGGUGUGUCUUGUGUUUCCUCAGUACAGUUCUUUGCUUGUGGAUAGUUGGAAAUCCAAGAUUCAUAUAGAAUCUUUAAUUCUUUAAGGAGUAUUUCUGUUGUUGUUCAAACAACUAUCUAUGUUACUGCUAAAGUAUAAUAGUAAGCACAGUAUAUAUUAAAAGAUGAGCUCAUAGUUGGUGAGAGGUAAGAGGAAUUUGCUCAUAGCUGGUGAGAGGUAAAAACUCCCACACUUUGGUAAAGACCUAUUUCCUAAAAUGAAGAAAAAUUUAUUACAGCUUUUAGAAUUGGAGUCUUCUCACUUUUCAAUCAAUAUUAAAGUGAAAAGUUAUUUUUGUUGUGGCAAUCAAAUGGAUAUCAAUCACAAUUUGUCCCAUGCCCUAAUGUUUGUUUCUUUAUUUAAAAAGUGGACUUAUUUUCAACUUUGUUUCAGAUGUCAUGCACUUUUCAAAUACUUGUAAUUUUACUAAAAUAUUAGUGUAACUUUGCUUUUUAGUAAAUCUAAACAUUGGUUAACAAAACAUC